This is a messenger RNA of Fundulus heteroclitus (mummichog), 2413 nucleotides long. It is a transcript of the gene atl1, whose product is annotated as atlastin GTPase 1. Gene Ontology annotation, molecular function: GTPase activity; GTP binding. Bases 167 to 1870 code for a protein of 567 amino acids. NCBI's taxonomy places the organism in Eukaryota, Metazoa, Chordata, Actinopteri, Cyprinodontiformes, Fundulidae. The transcript is spliced from 14 exons. The record is from RefSeq and is a predicted model, not a curated record. Gene Ontology annotation, biological process: endoplasmic reticulum organization; protein homooligomerization.
CGACGCGACCCGUGUAUCGCGCCGUGAAUAAAAGCACCAUCAUCCUCCUGCAACAGGAACGUCGUUGUGCUGGAGAUAAGGGCAUCCUCCCAGCUCCCAUACGCUCAUGACUAUCGACUAGGGUCGCUCAUUUACGCUUCAAGCCGGGGGAUAUAAGGACCGCAUUAUGGUGAAACACCGUCCAGAGAGAGACAGCUGGGGGUCUCUGAAUGACAAAAAUGUCUACGAGUGGAGCUCAGAGGAAGAGGAGCCGGACGGACGAGCCCGGCCCAUCCAGGUGCUGCUGGUCAAAGACGACCACACCUUCGAGCUGGACGAGGCGGCGCUGAGCCGCAUCCUGCUGUCCGAGGAGGUCAGGGACCGCGAGGUGGUGGCCAUCUCCGUGGCGGGGGCUUUCCGCAAGGGCAAGUCCUUCCUCAUGGACUUCAUGCUGCGUUACAUGUACAACCACGCGUCCGAACACUGGCUCGGAGACGCAAGCGAGCCUCUGACCGGCUUCUCCUGGAGGGGGGGCUCGGAGAGGGAAACCACUGGCAUCCAAAUCUGGAGCGAGGUCUUUCUGGUGGACAAACCAGAUGGAAGAAAGGUCGCCGUGUUGCUGAUGGACACGCAGGGCACAUUCGACAGCCAAUCCACGCUGAGGGAUUCAGCCACCGUGUUCGCCCUGAGCACCAUGAUCAGCUCCAUGCAGGUUUACAAUAUAUCACAGAAUGUACAAGAGGAUGAUCUCCAGCACUUGCAGCUCUUCACUGAGUAUGGCAGACUAGCGAUGGAGGAGACGUUCCUCAAACCUUUCCAGUCCCUGAUUUUCCUGGUUCGAGACUGGAGUUUUCCGUACGAGUUUCCAUACGGACAGGAGGGCGGCAUGAAGUUUCUUGAGAAGAGACUGAAGAUCUCGGAGAACCAGCACGAAGAGCUUCAGAACGUGCGCAAGCACAUCCACUCCUGCUUCACCAACAUCUCCUGCUUCCUGAUGCCUCACCCCGGCCUCAAGGUGGCCACCAACCCGAACUUUGACGGAAGGAUUAAAGAGAUCGAUGGGGAGUUCAUAAACAACCUGAAGAUCCUGAUCCCCUGGAUCCUCAGUCCUCGGAACAUCGACGUGAAGGAGAUCAACGGCAGCAAGAUCACCUGCAGAGGCCUGCUGGAGUACUUUAAGGCAUACAUUAAAAUAUACCAGGGGGAAGAGUUGCCACAUCCUAAGUCAAUGCUGCAGGCCACAGCGGAGGCCAAUAAUUUAGCAGCCGUCGCAGCUGCCAAGGAUCUGUACAACAAAAAAAUGGAGGAGGUCUGCGGAGGCGACCGGCCCUUCCUGGCCCCCAGCGAGCUGCAGAGCCGACACGCCACCAUCAGGGAGGAGGCCCUGCAGCUCUUCCGCGGCGUCAAGAAGAUGGGUGGCGAGGAGUUCAGCCGCCGCUACCUGCAGCAGCUGGAGGGCGAGAUCGACGAGGUGUUCGUCCAGUACAUCAAGCACAACGACUCCAAGAACAUUUUCCACGCCGCCCGCACGCCGGCCACGCUCUUCGUGGUCAUCUUCGUCAUGUACGUGGCGGCGGGGAUCACGGGCUUUGUGGGCGUGGACAUCAUCGCCAGCCUGUGCAACAUGAUCCUGGGCCUGGCGCUGAUCACCCUCUGCACCUGGGCCUACAUCCGAUACUCCGGGGAGUACAGGGAACUGGGCGCCGUCAUCGACCAGGUGGCUGGGGCACUUUGGGACCAGGGGAGCACAAAUGAGGUGGGUAUUACGAAGAGCCAGGCUCUGUACAAGCUGUACAAUGUAGCGGCCAACCACCGGCACCUGUACCACCACGCUUUCCCCGGGGCCCACGCGGACGCCGCCGCCCAGGAGCGGGACAAGAAGAAGGACUGAUGACAACACUGCAGGGACUUUUCUGGGUUUUUUUUUUUUUUUUGGUUUUUUUUGGGAGGGGGAGGGAAGGAGAGGGGGGACGUCCUCACCCGUCGGGCACUACUCUAUUCUGGUGAUGGCUGCUGCUGCAGCCAGCGAACCCAGACACUUACUUUAAUUGCUUAUAUUGAACUUUAGAACGUUUCCUGCAUCAGAAAUGUCCGAGCGCCGCCUCGGCGUGGGGGGUCUGCUGUCGAAGCGUGGGCUCCAGUGUACCAUCGUCGUUCACCUGUCGUCUCCACAGACGCACUCCGCCGGAGGAGACCUCCGAGCGUCCGGCCUGCAGUCUGCUGUUUAUUUCACGUCACACUGAUUUCUCCGUCAUUUAACGCGGGCAAUGCUUUACCUACAGAGUAUUGCCGAGUUUGUGAAAUAACCACUUGUGACAAGCGUUCUGUUCUUUAGGGUUUUCGUGCUGUUUAUAUAUAUAUAUAUAUAUAUAUAUAUAUAUAUAUAUAUAUAUAUAUAUAUAUAUAUAUAUAUAUAUAUAUAUAUAUAUAUAUA